Molecule: messenger RNA, 552 nt
Organism: Lindgomyces ingoldianus
Lineage: Eukaryota; Fungi; Ascomycota; Dothideomycetes; Pleosporales; Lindgomycetaceae
Exons: 2
Coding region: 153-440 (95 amino acids)
Source: RefSeq, a predicted model, not a curated record
AUAAGUGCAUUUCAGAUGGAUGCUUGGAUCCGAAGGAGAUUGAGAUAUAAAAUGCACUUCAACGCUGGUUCGAUAAGAUUCUGCACCAAAGACUUUUAACACUUUACGACGAAAACCCCCACACUUGAAGCCUGGGAAGGAAAUUCCACAUAAUGAAGAUCUCCAACAUCCUUUUAACUACCAUCUUCAUGGGCGCUAGGGCUAUGGCUAGCCCAGCUCCUAAGAACGCCAACGUUGUGACAGCCGAAUCCACUGCGGCCGGGGACCCAUGCGUUGAAGGUGCAUUCUAUUGCGGAUGGUUUCUAGGCGGCAUGGGCUUCUCUCCUAUUGACAAUCGGGCACUGUAUUACUGCAGCAAGCCUAGAUCAGCGGUCUGGGUCAAUGCUUGUGACUAUGGAGAAGGAUGCAAGGGACCGUCGGCUCAUUGCGAUGGCUGGUAGAAGUUGCUCCGGAUUCAACCCCUCUGUGAUAGAUGAUGUUCUGUAUAGGGCGUGACUAUAGUCCAUUGUUGGUUGAAUUCAGGGGAGGUUUAUACUUCAUAUCUCUCGGUCA